This is a messenger RNA of Anisakis simplex (herring worm), 609 nucleotides long. The record is from the annotation of a GenBank genome assembly. NCBI's taxonomy places the organism in Eukaryota, Metazoa, Nematoda, Chromadorea, Rhabditida, Anisakidae.
AUGUAUUUGAAUGCUGUGUACACAAAGCCUUGGUCAAGAGCGCCAGCAUUCCUUAUCGGAUUGUUAUUCUCAUUCAUUUUUGUCAGCGACAGCAAGUUGGACAAGAUUAUUUCUAUAGUCAUUUUGUUUCUGUUCGUUAUUGUUGGUCUCUUCAUCGUAUUCGCAAUAUUCCCGUUUGCGUUGAACAUGAAAGCUUCGUCGCAGUUCCUGAUGGCACUUUAUGCAUCAGUACAUCGAUCUGUAUGGUGUGCGAUUAUUUGUGCGAUGAUAUACGUUUGUUACCGGAAAAGUGGACGCGAAUUCGGAGCAUUUCUUGAAUGGCGUAUUUUUAAUCCGUUGUCGAAGCUAACAUAUUUGGUGUUCGUACUCAGUGAACCCGUUUCACUGUUUCUGUUCUCGUCAUUGCAUCGACCUGUGUACGCCACACAUUGGUCAACGUUUUAUAUUGCUCUCGGAACGAUUGUGCUAUCGUAUAUUGUCGCUAUCGCUUUGGAUGUAUUGAUAGCAAGACCUAUGCGAAAUCUGCUAAUCUUCGUGAUCGGUCCUUAUCUAAACGAAAACAAGUCGUCUUAUGAGAAGGCUUGUACGAACGGUAAGGAACCUCACUGA